Messenger RNA from Pseudomassariella vexata, 1569 nucleotides. Its product is annotated as major facilitator superfamily domain-containing protein. The transcript is spliced from 10 exons. Bases 1 to 1569 code for a protein of 522 amino acids. Gene Ontology annotation, biological process: transmembrane transport. Lineage: Eukaryota; Fungi; Ascomycota; Sordariomycetes; Amphisphaeriales; Pseudomassariaceae. Gene Ontology annotation, cellular component: membrane. The record is from RefSeq and is a predicted model, not a curated record. Gene Ontology annotation, molecular function: transmembrane transporter activity.
AUGUCAGACCCGGUCGACAAUAAAGUCGAUUUCGGCCAUAUUUCCUCGAACGAAGAUGGGCUGGCCGCUCAUCAUGGUACCAAAUCGAUUGCAACGUCUGCGGACCCCAACAUCCAGGAAGCGAGGGCGAGAGGUCUUCAACCGCCCGCCAUCCUCGCCAAUUUGACUCCCGAGGAGCGACUCGUACUCGAAGCCCACUUGAGGAGGAAAGUCGACUUGAGACUUUUGCCGAUGAUGAUUCUCAUGUACAUCAUGAACUACAUUGAUCGGAAUAACAUCGCCGCCGCGAAGCUCGCCGGGCUGGAGCGCGAUUUGCGCCUCCCCACCAACUCAACGGAGUAUCAGACGUCGGUCAGCAUCCUAUUCGUCGGUUACUUGCUUAUGCAGAUCCCUUCCAAUCUGUUUCUCAACAAAAUCGGAAAACCUGCCCUGUAUUUGCCCGCUUGUAUGAUAGUAUGGGGUGUCAUUAGUGCUUCAACAGCAGCUGUCAAGAACUUUGGGGGGCUGAUUGCCGUUCGUUUCUUCCUCGGUUUCGUGGAAGCGGCCUAUUUUCCGGGAUGUCUGUACUACUUGAGCUGUUGGUAUACUCGGAAAGAGUUGGGUCUUCGCACAGCGAUGCUUUACUCUGGUGCACUCAUCUCUGGUGCCUUCUCUGGUCUCAUCUCAGCUGGAAUUACGAAAAACAUGGAUGGAGUCCGAGGAUUCAGUGCCUGGCAGUGGCUGUUUAUCAUUGAAGGGGUUGUAACCGUAGGAAUCGCAUUUAUCGCCGUUUUCGUCCUGCCCAAUUUUCCUCGAACGACCAGCUGGCUUACCAAUGAAGAGAGAGCUCUUGCCAUUUGGAGGUUGGAAGAAGACAUCGGCGAAGAUGACUGGAUUAAUUCAGAAGAACAAACGUUUUGGCAUGGUGCUAAGCUCGCUUUCACCGAUGUCAAGACUUAUGUCUUGAUGGUGCUGUUGUUCUGCUUCGUUGCAAGUGGCUCCGUCACAAACUUCUUCCCGACGGUGGUCUCAACACUGGGCUACGACAAUGUCACCUCGCUCUUGUUGACCACCCCACCGUACGUUCUCUGUGUGAUUACAUCAUUCGCCAAUUCGUGGCAUGCAGACAGGACUGGAGAACGCUACUGGCACAUCAUCCUGCCCCUGAUAGUGAAUAUGAUUGCCAACAUAAUUGCCGCAACAACGACGAGCAUUGGCCCUCGAUAUCUCAGCAUGAUGCUUAUGGUCCCAGGAGUCUACACGGGAUAUUCCGUCGCACUCGCUUGGAUUAGCAAUUCACUCCCUAGACCGCCCGCCAAACGCGCCGCUGGGCUUGCCUUUAUCAAUGCUGUUAGCAACACUAGCUCGAUAUACGCCUCGUAUAUGUAUCCGAACUCGGCAGGGCCUCGCUACGUCGCGGCUAUGUCGGUCAACUGCAUGACUUCGUUCAUCGCUAUAUGUGCGGCUACCGUACUGCGAUCCAUGCUGGUGCGGCUGAAUAAGAAGCUUGAACAGGGUAUCCAAGUUGAAGGGGCGAUCAACGCUGCGCCAGGAGAGGCUGCGCAGCAUGGAUUCAGGUUUAAGAUAUGA